This is a messenger RNA of Drosophila melanogaster (fruit fly), 5265 nucleotides long. RefSeq names its product outer segment 2 (gene Oseg2). The transcript has 5 exons. The coding region runs from base 1 to 5265 and encodes 1754 amino acids. Lineage: Eukaryota; Metazoa; Arthropoda; Insecta; Diptera; Drosophilidae. The record is from RefSeq and is marked reviewed. Gene Ontology annotation, cellular component: cilium.
AUGCAGUUGAAAUAUCUGCGAACUUUGCUGGAGGGCCAGGAGCAAAUCCAACGAAUAGCAGGACUCGCCUGGUCCCCCAAUCAGCAGAGGUUGGCGAUAGCCACCGCAGAUCGUCAUAUUCUACUGUACGAUGAUGCUGGCGAAAGACGCGAUAAGUUCAGCACCAAGCCAGCGAAUCCCGCGAAUGGUAAGAACUCCUAUGUCAUCCGGGGACUGGCCUUCAGUCCGGACUCCACCAAACUGGCGGUUGGCCAGAGCGACAGCAUCGUCUAUGUGUACAAGUUGGGGGAGUCGUGGAACGACAAGAAGGUCAUAUGCAACAAGUUUCCUCAGGCCAGUGCAGUGACUGCUCUGAUUUGGCUCACCUCGGGAUCCAUAAUAGCAGGACUCGAGGACGGCAAAGUGCGUGCCCUGCACAGCAAGAGCAAUAAAUCGCAGAGUCUCUACGGCGGCGACAGCAUCUGCAUAUCCCUGGCGGCCAAUACCAAGGGAACGGGUUUUCUGAGCGGCCACAACGAUGGCACCAUCAUACGCUACUUCAUGACGGAUGAGGCCACCGAACCGCUGGGCAGAGUAGUGCAACAUCCAGUUCCACCGUUUGCCUUAGCCUGGCCACAGGGUGGCUUCUGUGCCGGUGGCUGUGAUCAGAGAAUAGUGUUCUAUGACAGUAUGGGUCGUCAACUACGCACCUUUGAUCAUUCCCGGACGGAAGGCGAACGGGAGUUCACGGUGGCCGCUUGUAGUCCGAAUGGACAGGCGGUGGCCUUUGGCAGCUUCGACAGGAUACGCAUCUUCGCGUGGAGUCCUCGUCAAGGAGCUUGGAGCGAAAGCGCAACCAAGGAGGUGGCCUGCCUGUACACGCUAAGCAGCCUCCUCUGGCGAAGAGAUGGAGCCCGACUCGCCCUGGGAUCCGUGAGUGGAGCUGUGCUCCUCUUUGAGUCCGUACUUCGACGCACCGUGUGGCAGGACAAGUUCGAGCUGAUCUUCGUGGCGCCCAGUCAGCUCUUGGUCCGAUCCUUGACAGAGCCCUCGCAAGCUCUCACUAUUGAAUCGCAGCUGGGUCUAGAGAUCGAUGACGUUAGGAUUAUGGGUCGGGAUAAUUACCUGGUAGCCCGAACGGAGGAGUCUCUUAUCCUUUGUGAUUUGACCAGAAAUUUGAGCAGUGAGGUUCCCUGGACUGCCUCUGGUCACCAUGAACGCUUCUACUUCGAGAAUCCAACCGUUUGCCUGAUCUUCAAUGUGGGCGAAUUGAGCCUGGUGGAGUACGGUGAGAACUCCAUCCUGGGAUCGGUACGCACGGAAUUCGUGAAUCCCCACGUGAUCUCAGUGCGUCUGAACGAGCGAGGAAAUGCAAAGGAAAACAAGAAACUGGCCUUCCUCUUGGAUGCCAAGACCAUAUGUGUGGUGGAUCUGAUUAGCAGGAUGACCAGUGGACAGAUCAGUCAUGAGACGAAAAUCGACUGGCUGGAAUUGAGUGAGACUGCCCAUAAGCUCCUGUUCCGCGAUAAGAAACUGCGCUUGAUCCUAGUGGAUAAUUACACUGGCAAGAAGCAGACCUUGCUCAGCAACAUAUCCUUUGUACAGUGGGUCCCCCAGAGCGAUGUUGUGGUGGCCCAGAGCAACUCAAACCUGGCCAUCUGGUACAACAUUGAUCUUCCGGAGCAUGUGACCAUGCAAAGCGUGCGAGGUGAAGCCAUCGAGGUUCUCCGUGAAAAUGGCCGCACAGUGGUUCGCUCCCAAGACGGACCCAGCGAGCACAACUACCAGCUGGAUGAGGGGCUAGUGGAGUUCGGCACUGCCGUAAAUGACAGUGAUUUCGGAAGAGCCGUGCACUUCCUGGAGUCCCUGGGUGACAAACCGGCAGCAAAAGCCAUGUGGCACAAUCUGGCUUUAAUCGCCUUGGAAGAUGGAAACCUUCGCGUGGCCCAGCGCUGCUAUGCUGCAUUGGGUAACGUAUCAAAAGCGUACUACCUGGCUGGAAUGAUCCAGCAGGCAGAUGAGUUCGAGGAAUCCUCUGGCUCUCCUGGCAUCCUCUGCCCGGAAGUCCGCGCCAAGCUGGCUCUGCUCGGCUCGGACUUGCGCACUGCUGAGCGUAUAUAUCUGGAGCAAGGUGACAUAGAGUCAGCUCUGAAGAUGUACCAACAGCUGGGCAUGUGGGAUGAGGCAGUGGCUCUGGCCGAGAGGCGUGGAUAUAACAGGAUCGCCGAGCUGAAGCAACAGCACAUGGACUACUUGCUGAGUAGCGAGCAGCAGGAGAAGGCUGGUCAGGUGCUCGAGGAGCAAGGUGAUCUCCAGCAGGCGAUGUCCCUGUACAUGAAGGCCAACAAACCGGCGAGGGCUGCUCGUUUGGCUCUGAAGACACCGCACAUCCUGCAGGAUGAGCAGGUAAUGCUGCAAGUGACUGAGGGACUUGUUCGCUCCGAGCUCUAUGAACUGGCUGGAGACAUAGCCCAUCGGCUAUCCCGGCCCGAAGCGGCACUAGCUCUUUACAGAAAGGGCGGAGCAUAUGCCAGAGCACUGGAAAUAGGACGAGUGGUGGCCCCACAGGAGGUAACGGCGCUGGAGGAGGAGUGGGGCGACUGGUUGGUGAGCCGCAAACAACUGGAUGCCUCGAUAAACCACUACAUCGAGGCGGGAGCCACGCAAAAGGCCUUGGAAGCCGCCGUGGGCGCGAAGCAAUGGCGCAAAGCAGUCCAGAUAGCCAAAGUCCUGGAUGAACCGGAGCUAAUACAGCGUUAUGCUGUGGAUCUAGCCAAGCAUCUGGCCUUCGCGGGAGAUCUGGAUGGAGCAGAGGAUAUGUUGGUGCGAGCCAACCUGCACAAGGAUGCCAUAGAGCUACUCAAUCGUCAUGGCAAAUGGGAGCGUGCCUAUUUGAUUGGCGAGAAACACCUUAAGGCGGAGCAAGUCCGUGAGCUCUUCGUUCAACUGGCUGGAACGCUGGAGGAGCAGGGCAAGUUUAGGGAUGCCGAGAAGGUCCUGAUAGCGGUCAACGAACCCGACCUGGCCAUAGCUAUGUACAAGCGGCGGGAAUUGUACGACUCCAUGAUCCGAUUGGUGGAGCGUUAUCACAAGGAUCUGCUGGAUAGCACCCACUUGCAUUUGGCUCGCCAACUGGAAUCCCGUGGUAAGCUGAAGAACGCCGAGAUGCAUUUCGUAGCCUCCGGGGACUGGAAGUCCGCCGUGCAUAUGUACUGCUCCUCUGGUCGCUGGGAGGAUGGCUACAGGGUGGCAAAGCUGAAGGGCACCGAGGGAGCCAGCCAGCAAGUGGCCUACAUGUGGGCCAAGUCAAUGCCCACAGAGGGUGCAGUUAGGUUGCUGAGUAAACUGGGUCUGCUGGACACAGCAGUGGGAUUCGCCUGUGAUUCCGGACAAUUCGAAUUCGCCAUGGAGCUGUGCAAGUUCGCUGGGAAGCCAACGGAUGAGGUGCACCUGAAGAUCGCCAUGUCGUUGGAGGAUGAGGGGAAGUUUGAGGCGGCGGAGGCGGAAUUCCUGAAGGCCAAUAAGCCCAGGGAGGCUAUUUUGAUGUACCAGCAUGCAGGCGAUUGGCAGGCGGCCCUAAAUGUGGCCGAAAAUCAUCUGCCCGAUGCUGUGGGAGAAGUACUGAUAGGACAAGCUUCGGCUGCCCUGGAAACCAGUAACUAUAAGGACUACGAAGCUCUCCUUUUGAGGGCCCAUCGUCCGGACUUAAUCAUAGAGCACUACAAGCAGGAAUCCCUCUACGAAGAUGCCCUUCGCAUCGCCGAGGAACAUUAUCCAUCGGCACUGAACGACCUGCGGCGUCUUCAAGCCCAACUUCAACGGGGACAGGCGCAGGCACAAGCUGGCGAGGAUGCCGCCUCCAUUUCGCGAUCUUAUCUGCAAAAGGCAGCAGAGUUUGCCAAGAAGGAGCAGUUUCGUAAGGCGGCCGAGUGCCUCAUGCAGAUAGAUUCCUCCAAUGCCGAGGAUGCAUCCACGUUGGAAAGAGCUCUGCUACGAGCCGCUGAGAUUUGCAAUCAGUUUUUGGAGGGUCAGGAUGCCCAGGAGUUGGCCCAGUCGCUGGGACCGCGGUUACUGGCCAUAAAGCAGAUAGGACCUGCAGCUCAGCUUUACUUGGCGGCGGAUAUGCCCAAGCAGGCGGUGGACGUGUUCAUCAAGACGGAGCAAUGGAGCAAGGCUCGUCGGCUGGCCAAGGAGAUCGAUCCAGAUCUACAGCUUCUGGCCUAUGUGGAGCAGCAGCAGAAGGCUAGCCUCAAGCACGAGGGCAACAUUGAGCAGCUGGCGGACAUAGACAUAGUGUCCGCCCUAGAUCUCCUGGCGGAGCAUGGUGAGUGGCAGCGCUGCUUGGAGAAGGCCAAAGGGCUGAAUCCCGCUCUGCUGCAGAAAUACGUGGCCGUCUAUGCAGCCCAACUUAUUCGGGAAGGCAACUGCACCACAGCCCUGGGGCUCUACUUAAGCUACGGAGCGCCACCGAUCGAAGCUCACUUUAAUAUAUACACCAGGAUAGCACUGGACUGUUUGGCUCUGAGGGAGGAGCAAACGGAGAGAGGCACCACUUGGCGCCAGUUGAGGGACUUUCUCUUCCGCUUGCUGCAGUCUCUUAAGGCCACUCCGGCGCAGUCCCAGACGAAAUUUGCAGCCAGCAUGGAGCAGUUCCUGUUAAUAGCCCACUACUACGCCACCAGAGCCGCAUGCAAGGAGGUACAGGCGCUUCAACCGGUGGCUCUGCGCUUAUCCUUGGCUCUGCUUCGCCACACGGAUCUGCUGCCGGUGGACAAGGGUUUCUACGAAGCUGGGAUGGAUCUCCGCCAGGCAGGUCGCGAAGCCGAGGCCUUCGUUAUGCUCAACCACUAUCUGGACGUGUGCGAGGCCAUUGAGGAGGGUUCCGGUCAGUUGGUAGACCACUCCGACCUGGCUAGCACCGAUUUUCCCAGUUCCGUGCCCUUGCCGGAGGAUAUCCACCUGAAGAACGAUCCCAGUCUUCACGAGGAGGUGCGUGAAUGGGUUCUCGCCGUGAGCAUGGACCAGCAAGUGGACCAACAGCUGCCCACCGAUGAUCGCGGCUUGUACGAGUCCAGUUUGGGGCCCAACGAUCUGCCCUGCAUGCUGAGUGGAUUCCCGGUAAGAGGCCGUCAACCGGUGACCUUUCAAGGAUCGAGCAACCAGGUAAACCGCGACGUGUGGAGCAAGUUCUCGGUCGCCUUGAAGAUGUCACCGGGCAGCGGAAUUGCCGACAUCAUUUCGUUCACCGAAAAAUGGCAGGGAGCAGCCAACUACGUGAUGCAUUGA